This is a messenger RNA of Danio aesculapii, 1981 nucleotides long. RefSeq names its product solute carrier family 39 member 1 (gene slc39a1). Gene Ontology annotation, cellular component: plasma membrane. The transcript has 4 exons. Gene Ontology annotation, molecular function: zinc ion transmembrane transporter activity. The record is from RefSeq and is a predicted model, not a curated record. Bases 233 to 1141 code for a protein of 302 amino acids. Lineage: Eukaryota; Metazoa; Chordata; Actinopteri; Cypriniformes; Danionidae. Gene Ontology annotation, biological process: zinc ion transmembrane transport.
ACGACUGAUAAACAUGAAGUGUCGAGCAGUCAGAUGUUAAAUCUGAUAGAAUGAACCGCUAAACUAACAUAAACUACACAAUUAUGUGGCUUAACACUCACAAACAGCGCUCUACAUGGAAGUAUUUAUGAGUAUUAUAUUAGAUAGUCUCUGACAGAGGCACCAGUCUUCUCUGUCUGCUGUUUAUUUACACGUAAUUUUAUUUUUAUAUGAGUAAGUUGUAUUAGUCACGAUGGAUUACCUGCUUCAGGUGAAAGUUGGAGCUCUGGUCGGCCUGCUGCUUUUAACCCUGUUUUUUGGGUUCAUUCCUGCGCGGAUGAAAUGGUUUCAUGUCACUGGGGGAACAGAGCUCCACAAGGUCGUGCUGAGUUUUGUGAGCUGUUUCGCAGGAGGCGUCUUUCUGUCUGCCUGUUUAUUAGACAUCAUCCCAGACUACCUGUCUGACAUACACGGUGAACUACAAAAACGAGACCUCGAUGAUGGCUUCCCACUUGCAGAGUUUAUCAUGGCUUGCGGCUUCUUUAUGGUGUUAAUCUUGGAAAAAUUAGUUCUAAGUUGCACCGAGGGCCACAGAAAUGAGGAGACGGCUCCUCUUCUCGCACCAGAGGUGCCUAAUGGACACGCACAUGGACAUCACUCCGUCAAUGAUCUGGAGGGGAGUGGACAUCACGUUCAUGUGGAUUUUCAUGCACACUCAUCCUUCCGCUCCUUCAUGCUCUUCCUGUCUCUCUCUCUUCACUCUGUUUUCGAGGGUUUGGCUAUUGGCUUGCAGACGACGAACGCCAAGGUACUGGAGAUCUGCAUCGCCAUCCUGGUCCACAAGAGCAUCAUCGUGUUCAGUCUGUCAGUGAAGCUGGUUCAGAGCGCCGUCAAGCCUUUAUGGGUGGUGCUGUACGUGACUGUCUUCGCCAUAAUGUCUCCUCUAGGCAUCGGCAUCGGGAUUGUGGUCAUCGAGACGGAGCGGCAGGCUGGGGCUCUGAUCCAGGCGGUGCUGGAAGGACUGGCGGCCGGGACGUUCAUCUACAUCACCUUCCUGGAGAUCCUUCCCCAUGAGCUGAACUCAUCGGAGCGGCCGCUGCUCAAAGUCUUAUUCCUCCUGUGUGGAUUCUCCAUCAUGGCUGCUUUGUGUUUUCUGGGCUGAACCACCAGAGGAAAUCAAGCUGGCUGAUUUCAGGUGAUUUCAGAAAUAAUGAGUACUUCAGUUUUUUAUUUCAUUUUUUUAGAGGAACUGAGUGUUUCUUAAGAGCAGAUGUGUAGUAAUAUAUCUCAUAAUGGCUGCUCUGUGUUUUCUGGCCUGAAAGACACUGUUAUUGUUUUUUAGUGUGUGUGAAAUGCCUGAGGAAAUCAUGCUGACUGACUUCUGAUUUCACGUGAUUUCAGAAUAAUGAGUAUUUCAGUUUGCUCUUUUUAUUUUUAGAGGAACUGAUUGAGUUUUUUUACAAGCGCAGAAGAUGCUGCAGUUUUUGUGAGGACUUUUAGAUGAUUGUUUCACAAUGCAUUUCAAGAAGUACUUCAAGUGAUAGAAAUGUGUUUUGCUGAUGAAACGUCAGCAGUGCAGAAUACGGUUUUAUUUAUAGAUAUUUUUAGGUUUUUACUUUUUUUCCCCCCCCUCAAAGUCACAUAUUAUAAAAGUUGUUUUCGUGCCUUUUUUUGCUUCCUUUAUUGACUUGAAUAACACUAUCUCUAAAAGUGCCAACUGUCUGAUCAAAUGCAUUAUCAAAUAUAAUUAAUAUAUUUCUAUGUAUUUGUACAAUAUUUUAAUGUUAUUUCACCCAUUUUUACUUUUUUACUUUGAUCCUUUUUAUUAAAAAUGGAUGAAAGAAAUGUUGGUGACCAAAUCCAAUCAAAUUAAAUUUGCUAAAUUGAUUUUACAUACACAGAAAGCAUAAUGUGUCUACUUUGUUUCGAAUACUUUUGCCAAAAUAAAAUGCAAUUAUGGUUAAAUAAUUUCCAUUUAUUAAUUAAAGUGUUAUUUGAAGUA